Molecule: messenger RNA, 958 nt
Organism: Phytophthora sojae
Lineage: Eukaryota; Oomycota; Peronosporomycetes; Peronosporales; Peronosporaceae
Exons: 1
Coding region: 1-846 (281 amino acids)
Source: RefSeq, a predicted model, not a curated record
AUGGCUGCGCUGACGGACCACGAGACGUCCGACCCGGGGCUCAUCGAGAUCUCGACGGACGUACACGCCGGCGGCCUGGCAUCCGUAGUGAGCGACGAGUACGGCACCUUCGAGGUGUCCAUGAUCGAGGUGGACCCGGAGUUCGACGCGCUGGGCGGCGGCCGCAAGCCCGGCCCGAGUCUCUGCGAGCGCGCGUGCUUCAUGUGCUCGGAGGAGUGCGUCUUCCUGUGGCUGCUGCUGUCCGCGCCCUUCCAAGUCGCCACGUACAAGACGCUGCUGUUCCACGCCGCCAACUUCUUCUUCUCACUGGCCGCGUGCGUCGCCAUCGCCGCGCUGUACGCCGCCAAACUGCCCAUGUCCAUCGCCGCCCCGUGCGUUGUCAGUUUCCGCCGCUUGGAGACGCGGACGCUGCGGCAUCUGCUGCACUUGGACUGCGCGCUGUUCAACUUCGUGGCGCCGCGCGGCGAGCGCGUCAUGGUCUACGCGCCGUCCGUCCACAUGCAGCAGCAGGAGAGGGGGCUCUACGGCAUCUACGCGCAGCUCUACCUGGGCGGCCUCAAGCUGCUGUGCACGGGCGUGCCGGGCGCCAUCGCCGCCGUCAUGUUCGUCUGGGCGCUGCAGAACGUCGUGGCGCUGGCGCUGCAGCUCGGCGGCGACUCGCAGCCGGACGCGAGCAGCAUCAACGGCCACUCGCUGAGCCCGAGCCACGAGCUGGACGCGAUAACGCUUGUGGCAAUCGUGGCCGUCUACGCCUGCGUGCUGCUGCUGCACGUCUUCGCCUUCAUCUCGCGGCAGUUCAGCAUCUUCUUCUGCUCGCAGUAUCUGCUCUACGCUGGAGGCGUGUAGUGAUGGCGGCAUUUAGGUUUUAGACGCUGUAGUACGAGAAGCCCAAUAGGAAUUAUUAAUAAUUCGAGGCUUCGAAUAUGUGGUCCACAUAAAAAGUAGGUACUGAACCAAU